AUGACCAUGACCAUGACCAUGACCAUGACCGUGAUCGAGACCGAGCAAAGAUAUCACCGACCUGUUCGGGAAGAUCAUCGCUGUCAUGAUCCAUCCAAUCUGUAUAAUCAGCAAGGCCUCUCCUUCUGCCCACCGCCACACCAAGCCCUUGGCAAGGGCAAAAGUACCCGGCACGGGUAG
Molecule: messenger RNA, 180 nt
Organism: Penicillium diatomitis
Lineage: Eukaryota; Fungi; Ascomycota; Eurotiomycetes; Eurotiales; Aspergillaceae
Exons: 1
Coding region: 1-180 (59 amino acids)
Source: RefSeq, a predicted model, not a curated record